This is a messenger RNA of Piliocolobus tephrosceles (Ugandan red Colobus), 1608 nucleotides long. RefSeq names its product even-skipped homeobox 2 (gene EVX2). The coding region runs from base 187 to 1608 and encodes 473 amino acids. Gene Ontology annotation, cellular component: nucleus. Gene Ontology annotation, biological process: regulation of transcription by RNA polymerase II. Gene Ontology annotation, molecular function: RNA polymerase II cis-regulatory region sequence-specific DNA binding; DNA-binding transcription factor activity, RNA polymerase II-specific. The record is from RefSeq and is a predicted model, not a curated record. Lineage: Eukaryota; Metazoa; Chordata; Mammalia; Primates; Cercopithecidae. The transcript is spliced from 3 exons.
AGGAUGUAUGGGUCAUUUUGACCAGUCAUUCCCUCGCUCUGGCAUCCCACAAUUUUUCCGCCUCCCUCCGAAAGAGAUAAUAAUAUUUAGAGGCGUUCGCUGGGGCUGAAUGAGAAUUAGCCCUAGGCGCAGCCUAUCAUUAGGACGGGACAGCAGGGCCACUGUGACAUUUUUAAGAAAGCUGAGAUGAUGGAAAGAAUAAGAAAAGAGAUGAUUCUGAUGGAAAGAGGGCUGCACAGCCCUACGGCCGGCAAGAGAUUCUCCAAUUUGUCCGACUCGGCUGGCAAUGCUGUGCUCGAGGCCCUGGAAAAUUCGCAGCACCCGGCUCGCCUCAGCCCGCGCCUGCCGUCUGCCCCCCUGCACGGCGCUCUGGGAGACCUCCCCGCCAAGGGCAAAUUCGAAAUAGACACUUUGUUCAACCUGCAGCACACGGGCAGCGAAAGCACCGUCUCCUCCGAAAUCUCCUCUGCCGCCGAGAGCCGCAAGAAGCCGGGCCAUUAUUCAGAGGCGGCUGCCGAGGCCGACAUGAGCAGCGACGUGGAGGUGGGCUGCUCCGCGCUGCGCUCCCCCGGUGGCCUCGGCACCGCUCAGCUCAAGGAAAACAAUGGCAAAGGGUACGCAGAGAGCGGCUCGGCUGCCAGCACCACGACGUCGGCAUCGGGCUCAGGCCUUGGAAGCCUGCAUGGAGGCAGCGGAGGCAGCGGCGGGGGCGCGGCGCUGGGUGGCUCCGGCUCUGGCGCGGAUCAAGUGCGGCGCUACCGUACGGCGUUCACCCGCGAGCAGAUCGCGCGCCUGGAGAAGGAGUUCUACCGGGAGAACUAUGUGUCGCGGCCCCGCCGGUGCGAGCUGGCCGCGGCGCUCAACCUGCCCGAAACCACCAUCAAGGUGUGGUUCCAGAACCGGCGCAUGAAGGACAAGCGGCAGCGCCUGGCGAUGUCCUGGCCGCACCCAGCAGACCCCAGCUUCUACACCUACAUGAUGACGCACGCGGCCGCCACCGGAAGCCUGCCCUACCCCUUCCACUCGCACGUGCCGCUGCACUACUACCCGCACGUGGGCGUCACGGCGGCGGCAGCCGCGGCUGCAGCCUCUGGCGCGGCGGCCGCGGCUUCGUCGCCCUUUGCUACUUCCAUCCGGCCACUGGACACCUUCCGCGCCCUCUCGCACCCCUACUCUCGGCCAGAACUGCUGUGUAGCUUCCGCCACCCUGGUCUCUACCAGGCUCCCGCGGCCGCCGCAGGGCUCAACAGCGCGGCCUCGGCCGCCGCGGCCGCGGCAGCGGCAGCGGCCGCGGCCUCCUCCGCUGCGGCGGCCGGAGCGCCCCCCAGCGGCGGCUCUGCACCCUGCUCGUGCCUCAGUUGCCACAGCAGUCAGUCGGCGGCAGCAGCCGCGGCAGCAGCUGCCGCAGCCCUGGGCUCCCGGGGUGGCGGUGGCGGCGGUGGUGGCGGCGGCGGCGGGGGCACAGGGGCCGGAGGAGGCUCGGACUUCGGCUGCAGCGCGGCGGCGCCGCGUUCCGAGAGCGGCUUCCUGCCCUACUCGGCCGCGGUGCUUAGUAAGACGGCCGUGAGCCCGCCGGACCAGAGGGACGAGGCUCCGCUCACUAGAUAA